AUGAGUGAUACAACUACACCAACUGUUCCAUCAAUAUCAACAUCGACUAGAAAUACCAUGACAGGACAGAUUAAUCAUUUUGGAAAAUAUGUUAAACUUAAUGUGGGAAAUCAUUUGUUUUUAACUAGUUUUGAUACUUUAACUAAAGAAGAUACGAUGUUCAAAGCAAUGUUUAGUGGACGUAUGGAAGUUGUACAAGAUAGUGAAGGUUGGGUAUUAAUUGAUCGUGAUGGUAAACAUUUUGAUUUAAUUUUAAAUUAUUUACGUGAUGGAACAAUUAAUUUACCUGAAUGUAAUCAAAUAUUAAAUGAAUUAUUACAUGAAGCAAAAUUUUAUUGUAUAGAAUCUCUUAUUGAACUUAUUGAACAACAAUUACGAACACGUUCAAGAAAAAAUGCCGGUGAUACAGAUGCUUGUUGUAAAGUAAUUAUGUUAACAUCAGCAAAAGAAUUACCAAAUAUAGUCACAACAGUACGUAAACCAAUUGUUAAAUUAGCUAUUAAUCGACAUAAUAACAAAUAUUCAUAUACGGCAUCAUCAGAUGAAAUGUUAAUGAAAAAUAUUGAAUUAUUUGAUAAAUUAAGUAUUCGUUUACAUAACAGAAUAUUAUUUAUUAAAGAUGUAACUGGAAGUGAAGAAAUAUGUUGUUGGAGUUUUUAUGGUAAUGGACAAAAAAUGGCUGAAGUUUGUUGUACAUCAAUUGUUUAUGCAACGGAACGAAAACAAAAUAAGGUUGAAUUUUUCGAAGCAAGAAUAUAUGAAGAAACAUUAAAUAUAUUAUUAUAUGAAAAUCGAAAUGCAUCUGUCGAUGAAAUAAUUCGUGCAACAACACCACGUUUUGCAUCAGCUGCAUUAACGGAUGAUGAUUUAGAUGAAGAACGAAGUAUAAGUACAACUGUUGUACCAACAACAAAUCGAUCAACUAGAAAACGUUAA
Messenger RNA from Adineta steineri, 936 nucleotides. Lineage: Eukaryota; Metazoa; Rotifera; Eurotatoria; Adinetida; Adinetidae. The record is from the annotation of a GenBank genome assembly.